Cryphonectria parasitica EP155 is the source of this 1546-nucleotide messenger RNA. Its product is annotated as NAD(P)-binding protein. The coding region runs from base 332 to 1381 and encodes 349 amino acids. The record is from RefSeq and is a predicted model, not a curated record. The transcript has 2 exons. Lineage: Eukaryota; Fungi; Ascomycota; Sordariomycetes; Diaporthales; Cryphonectriaceae.
GAACAAACGAGAGAUAAAACAAAAGUAGCAGAGAAAAGGAAAAGAAACAGAAAAGAGAGCAAAUCGAAAAACCCAAACAGAGCUGCCCCCUUCCUUCACCUGUUCAAUCAUCCCCCAAAGGUCCUCAUUCUCAUCCUCAACUCUCUCAAGAGGGCUCUUUAUUACGAGUAAUACCCGUCUGCGCUCAACAAAGAGACUGGUUUGACAAGAGCUUCCUUAAGGAUCUCCCGUCUCCGCUUUCAGUCUGCUGUGUUGUAAACGCUAUCACCUGAUUGUUUUUCUCUUCCACACCACUCUUUCCCCCUAAUUUUUUACCAACACCAAAAGAAACAUGGCGCAGUCUAAGUAUGACUAUACUCCCGAGAAAUUCGCGACCUUUCCUCAGUGGGCGCGGAGGCAGUUGUUCGAACAUCCCCGCCCUGUGACCGGUGUCGACCUGUCGGGCAAGACAGCCAUCGUCACAGGUGCCAACCAAGGCAUCGGCUUUGAGAUUGCCGAUCAGCUCAUCACCCUGAACAUCAGCAAGCUCAUCAUCGGCGCCCGCGAUGAAGCCAAGGGCCAGGCGGCUGCCGACAAGCUGAAGGCCCAGCACAAGAGCGCGAAGACCGACAUUGAGGUCUGGAAGCUGGACAUGCUCGAGUACGACAGCGUCACCAGCUUUGCCACGCGCGCGAGCCAGCUAGAGCACCUCGACCUCGUCAUCCUCAAUGCUGGCAUCUACAGGAUCAAGUUGACCAUCAACCCCUCCACCGGCAAUGAGGAAGACAUACAGACCAACUACCUCUCCACCGUCCUGCUGACAGUGCUGCUCCUGCCCACCUUGCAGGCCAAGAAGCGCUCGCCUGAGUCGCCGGGUCGCCUGACCAUCGUCUCGUCCGACACGGCCGGCAUGACCCACUUUGUCGAGCGUGACGCAGACCCGCUGCUGGGCGCCCUUAAGGACACCAGCGGCAAGUGGAAGUGGGACAUGCAGGAGCGCUAUGGCACGUCCAAGCUGCUGGGCCAGCUGUUCCUCACCGAGCUGGCCAAGCGCGUCCCAACCUCGGUCGCCAUCAUCAAUGCCGGCUCGCCCGGGCUCUGCGCCGGCUCUGGCCUGUCCCGCGAUGCUGCCGGCACCUUUUUGCGCUUCCCCCUGGCCAUCUACUUUGGCAUCUUUGGACGCAAGUCCGCCGUCGGUGCCCAUGUCGUCCUCGACGCCGCUCUCAAGAAGGGCGAGGAAUCACACGGUGAAGUCAUUGACUUUGACAAGAUCAGGCCAAAGGGCCCGUUUGCGUAUUCGCCCAAGGCUCAAGAGGUGACGGAGCGUUUGUGGAGAGAAACCAUGCAAGAACUCGCCUUUGCCGAUGUUCAGACCAUUGUCCAGAACCUCAGCGCCAAAUAGCCUCGUGACUGAUAGGACCGUCAGGCUUCUGGUUUGUGUGGAAAAGUUAAGGCACAUGAUAUGUAAUUAUUUACGACGACUGGUUUGCAGAGCUGCAAGCAUGCUGCUUAUAGUUAUGGAGUAGAAAGUUUGCCAACAUUAAUCUUCACUUGAUAUCAAAACUCG